AUGUUAAAAAAUAUUCUGAACUUUCCUGAAUUUCUUUUAUCAAUAAAAUCUGAUCUGUUAAAAAUAUUAAAAUCAUCGCUUGCAAAAAAUCCUAUAAAAUUUAAUCUUAAGUUGGAGUUUACAUACAGAAGGCCUGGCGUAGAAAACUCGUCAGAGAACAGAUCGUUUGCGUGUCCAGCUAAAACACUUUAUGCAGAGACCGAUUUGGUCGAAAAAAUAGGACAAACGUUUACCACGUUACUCGAGCAGGAAGAAGUGUAUUUGUCGAGAGGAAGUGGUUUUAUUUUGGACACAGAAUGA
Molecule: messenger RNA, 300 nt
Organism: Macrosiphum euphorbiae (potato aphid)
Lineage: Eukaryota; Metazoa; Arthropoda; Insecta; Hemiptera; Aphididae
Source: the annotation of a GenBank genome assembly